AUGUCGCUCAACAACAAAAUGUACAAGGCCGAGCUGGCGGCGCGGAAGGAGGCCCAGCGGAUCGAAGAGCUGAAGAAGGAACGGGAGGAGGAGGCCAAGCGGGAGGCACUGCGGCGGAUGAACAGGUCGACGAGCGGAAAGGACGAUGGUCCGCAGCGGAUCGAGUGGAUGUAUGCCACGCCCAUGCAGGCUGCAUCAGAGGAUGACUACAUGACAAAGGCUGCCGAGAUGGAGGAGAAAGAGCUGAAGGAGGCCAUCGCCAGGGAGAAGGCUGCACUCGCAGCCGCUCCGGGUGCUCUCUUUGUUGCCUCAAAGUCGGUCAACCAAGAGCUCGAGGCGCGCACCGUCGCCCGGGAGGAUCCCAUGUCCAUCAUCAUGGCCAAGGCCACCGAGAAGCUGGCCAACCCGUCCAAGCGUCUGCUAGUCCACGCCGGCACCGGCGCAAACACCCUUCCGCUAGGCCCGCGCACUUUGAUGGUUCCGGGUGCAGCCGUCACCAAGGAUGCGCGUGAGCGCGAGCGCGAACGCUCCCGCUCGCGGUCCCGCGAGCGCG
Molecule: messenger RNA, 553 nt
Organism: Thecamonas trahens ATCC 50062
Lineage: Eukaryota; Apusomonadida; Apusomonadidae
Exons: 2
Biological process (GO): mRNA splicing, via spliceosome
Cellular component (GO): U2-type spliceosomal complex
Source: RefSeq, a predicted model, not a curated record